Molecule: messenger RNA, 1227 nt
Organism: Eimeria tenella
Lineage: Eukaryota; Apicomplexa; Conoidasida; Eucoccidiorida; Eimeriidae
Product: DnaJ domain-containing protein, putative
Exons: 8
Coding region: 1-1227 (408 amino acids)
Source: RefSeq, a predicted model, not a curated record
AUGGCGCUGCAAAAACUGGAAAGUUUCUUUUCUUUUAUUUUCCUUUUCACUUCCAUUUCGGGGCUCGCUCUGCACGCCACGGCCACCACUUCUGCCCCCCAAGAAGCUGCGAGCUUUUACCAACUUUUAAAACUUUCAAAAGGCGCGACGGAGACGGAGGUGAAGAGGGCCUACCGCCGGCUGUCUCUGGAGCUGCACCCAGAUCGGGUGAAAUUGAAAAACGGAGAUUUGAAAAAAGCAGAAGAGACUUUUCAACAAAUUAACAAAGCUUACCAAGUCCUCUCCAACCGGCGUUCGCGGCGCUUGUUUGACGUGUACGGACAGCUGUGGGAGUCGCAGGAAGUUUACUACUUGGAUUUGGAAAGUUCGAAAUCAAAAGAGAUUUAUAAUUUCAAAAAUGGAGUUUUUCUUUUGAGUCUUUCCAACUUGAACUUGCUGCUGCGCAGCAGUCCGUACACCUGGAUCGUGGGCUUCUACCAGGCUGGCUGCGCCAGCUGCGAGCAAAAGGUUCCGUUUUUUUCAGCACUUGGGGAGCAGACGCUGAAGACUGCGGGCGUGCGGCUGGCGAUGGCCAACUGCGUGGCUUCUCCGAUUUGCAAUUAUUUCGGAGUUCGAGAAUUGAAUCAAAUCUACUUGUUUCCCCCCCAGCAGGAGGGAGGCGAAGUUUGGGACCACCAGGAGUACAGAGGGCCUUUGUCUUUUGCUGCAAUUAUAAAAGCAGCAGAAAAGCUGAAACCCGUUUUGCUGCACGAAGCAAAAAGCGACGCCGUUGUGGUGCAGCAGCUGAAAGCAGCACAAACACGCCCAGCAGCAGCAGCAGCAGCAGCAGCAGUUGCUGCUGCGUGGCUGGUGGAUUACUACAGACCUUCUUGUCCGCCUUGUCUUCGACUUCGAUCGGAAUUAAAACUUUUGCAUAAUUCUCUUUCUUCGCAAAUUAAUAUUUCUUUCAUCAACUGCGACAUAACUUACUGCGACGUUCCCCACUAUCCUUAUCUCCGGCUGUUCGUGAAAUACCACAGUGGCAAGAUCGAGUCGUUUCCCGUGCCUUUCGGAACUGCUGAACACCCUGCAGCAAAUGCUGCUUCUCUUUUGGGAUUUAUUUUUAAUUCUGUUUUAAAAUUAAAUCCUUUAAAAGUCCCUGCCGAUGCAGAAAAGCAAAGACUCGAAGCAGCAGACUCGAAGGCCGCUGACACCAGCAGCAGCAGAUCCCGCAGCGAGGAGCUGUAG